AUUACAAACUGGGAAAUCUGAUUGGAUGACGUUUAAGUAGGCGGUUGCGCAGUAGAGCCAUACCGAGCUGGGGGCGAUCGUUAUGCGCGGAAUUACAUUACUUUGUAGGCUUUAUUCAUCCAAAGAAACUACGUCUAUAUUGUGAUAAGAUACAAAUAUGAAUAUGAACAGGCGGUGUGUCGUUUAUUGAACAACACCGUCCAUAAAAGAGCGUUUGGAUGGCUAGUUCUGCUCUGUUGUCAUGUCUUCGUCGGCGUCUAGUGUCGCUAGCUAACGUGCUAACCGCAUCUGUUGAGUGCUAACGUUAGCUAGGCUAGCUAGCUUUCUAAUAUUGGUGGCGAAUUGGAUAUCGAUCGUCGGAUAUUUACCUACGCUGGCCAAGCGGUUAAAGUUUCUGAUGUUUCCCGUCGUAACGUUUGCUGGUCAGGGCGACUGGUACCUGUGGUGAUCCAAUGUUUAGGUGAUGUUGUAUUGUUGAAAAAGGAGCGGGCUGGCCGGGGUUUUUAUGCUAGCCCAGUCACUCACGUUAGCUAGUUGGGCAGCUAGCUAGCUAGCUAGUUUUGACAAUUACAUUUACUCUUUGCUGUUUUAGUACAUGGGCGGAGGUGUUGCUCUGUUUUAAUGGCUCCUCAAAAGUACACGGGUCAGGUUAUGAGCAGUGCUUCCAACUGCAAGGCGAAUGGCACGGUAUACCCGACCUCGGCGGCGGUGGCCGUGAACACUGCGAAGAAGCCCAAGAUGGAACAGAUUCAAGCCGACCACGAGCUUUUCCUGCAGGCCUUCGAGAAGCCUACGCAAAUAUACAGAUUUCUACGGACAAGAAACCUAAUUGCUCCAAUCCUGCUACACAGGUCCCUCACCUUCAUGUCUCACAGAAACUCGCGAUCUAACGCCAACAGAAAAAUAUUUAAAGUGGAUGACAUGCUUGCAAAAGUGGAGCAGAUGAAGGGGGAACAGGAAUCUCACAGCUUAUCAUCACACAUGCAACUGACGUUUACUGGAUUCUUUCAUAAGACUGAUAAGCCAUGUCAAAAUUCAGAAAAUGGACAAAACUCAGUUUCUCUUGAGGUGCUACUCGUCAAAGUCUGCCAUAAAAAGCGUAAGGAUGUCAGUUGCCCCAUAAAGCAAGUGCCUACGGGGAAAAAGCAGGUGCCUUUGAACCCAGAUGUCAGCCAAGCCAAGCCUGGUGCCUUCCCCUCCCUGCUGGUGUCCAGCACAGAGUUUGAGCCUAGCAACAGCCACAUGGUGAAAUCCUACUCACUCCUGUUUAGAGUGACUCGCCCAGGGAAGAGAGACCCCAAUGGCUUUAUUACCGGAGAGACAGAUGAGAAUAUCGCAGAUGUGAAGGAGGAGCUGGCAAGCAGGAAGAAGAGGAGCACAUCUCACCGUGACGACGGGGAUGCCACCGAGACGUUUGUUGCACAGAUGACCGUCUUUGAUAAGAACAGGCGGCUACAGCUGCUGGAUGGCGAGUAUGAGGUAUCCAUGCAGCAGAUAGAAGACUGUCCUGUGAGCAAGAAAAGAGCCACGUGGGAAACCAUCUUGGAUGGAAAGAGGCUGCCCCCAUUUGAAACCUUCUCUCAGGGACCAACCCUACAGUUCACUCUCCGCUGGACCGGGGACGCCAGCGACCCCUCGACGGCGCCGGUGGCCAAGCCGCUUUCCACGCGCAACUCCGACGCCAGCGUCCCCGAGAGCCGCCCCGCCACCCUCAGAUCCGCCCCCAUGGCUGUGAAAGACACGGUGACCAACACCAGCAGCAGUACUGGCGUGCAAACCAGGAGGGAGCAGUCCGUCUGUGAGCCCAGACAGAAGCUCCGCAUCUUCUACCAGUUCCUGUACAACAACAACACACGGCAGCAGACGGAGGCCCGGGACGACCUGCACUGCCCCUGGUGCACGCUGAACUGCAGGAAGCUCUACAGCCUCCUCAAACACCUCAAACUCUCCCACAGUCGCUUCAUCUUCAACUACGUGCCUCAUCCUAAAGGCGCCAGGAUAGACGUGUCCAUAAACGAGUGCUACGACGGCUCCUACGUGGGGAAUCCCCAGGACAUCCACAGCCAGCCUGGCUUCGCCUUCAGCCGCAACGGCCCUGUCAAGAGGACGGCUGUCACACACAUCCUGGUCUGCAGGCCCAAGCGGACCAAACCGAGCCUGUCGGAGUUCCUGGAGUCGGAGGACGGCGAGCCGGAGCAGCAGCGCACGUACGUGAGCGGCCACAACCGCCUGUACUUCCACAGCGAUAGCUGCAUGCCCCUGCGCCCGCAGGAGAUGGACGUGGACAGCGAGGACGAGCGGGACCCCGAGUGGCUGCGGGAGAAGACCGCCACGCAAAUCGAGGAGUUCACGGACGUGAAUGAGGGAGAGAAGGAGGUGAUGAAACUCUGGAAUCUCCACGUCAUGAAACACGGAUUUAUAGCUGAUAACCAGAUGAGUCAAGCCGUGAUGCUGUUUGUGGAGAACUGCGGCCCCCACAUCACGCGCAGGAACCUGUGCCGCAACUUCUUGCUGCACCUGGUCAGCAUGCACGACUUCAACCUGGUAACCACGGCGACCAUCGACCGCGCGAUGGUGCGCCUGCGGGAGAUCCAGGCAGAGCUCCCGGAGCUGGAGGAAGGACAGGACGGCGUGGGCGGAGCCUGCAACGGCCAUGCCGUCUCCUCAGGGUUCUCUCUGCACGGCAAGCGCACCAAGAGCGCCGUUACAGACUGACUGCCAAGCGGACCCCCACCAGACCCGAGGGUCCUGCGAUCAACUCCACUGUGGCUCUGGAGCUCGCCGGGACUCUGCUGGACAUCUAGAAAGCACAGCAUUCUUCUGUGGAUCUAUAAGUCACAGAAACUGUGCUGGUGCUCCUAUAGUUUAUAGAAACUUUGCUAGAGUUCUAGGCCAGAGACUGGCUGGGAGCUCUAGAGCCAGAGUCGGGUUGACUUUAGAUGAGGCAGGGUCUGCCCGGGCGAAACUGUCUGGAAUGGCCGCAUUUUAAACUCAAAUGGCCUCCCUUUUUAAGAAUUGAUGCGAUUUUUGACUGAAUGCUGCGUUUAUUUUUUUCCCUCUUCACCUCUCUGCCACACACUGAUUCAUGUCUUUUCUGAAAGUCCCCUUUCUUUUGGGACAGCAGCUUUGAUCUGCCCUCAAUCAUGGCAGCGAUGCGUUCAUAUUGUUUGCAUCAUGCUAUAAUUUGAAUCACUGUAGAAUGGGAACACUGUUUUGACUUUAUUUUUAUGCAUAUAUUCAUUUCUCACAGUUGCUUCAGUGGUCCAUUAGCAUGUUAGUUCUUGUUUCCCUACUUGUUUCAAUAGCUGAUGGUUCCAAAUGUUCGUUUUUUUGUUGUUGUUGUUUUGUUUUCUUUUCUUUUCUUUCACAUGUCAAGACUCAAACAAUGCUCCCUGGACUGUUUUGACUGGGGCACAUGAAACUCACCCAUGUGUUUUCUAGAUCAACAAUCAAAGGCGGAAUGCAGUUUUUCUGAAGAACUGCAGUUGCCAUCAACACCCAACCCACCGACGCUUCCAUAUCCCAUUCGUGUGGAGUGUAAUGACUUUCUUGGAGUGUGGCACCUUUCCUAUGUUGUCUCAGCAUUACUAAUUAAUCAGCAAUAUUAUACAUGUGUUCAAGCUUGUAACCCCCCCCCCCCCCCCAUUGCCUUGAGUAUAGGCUAAUGGCACACUUGAUUUAAAUGUGUUUUACAAAAUUUAACUGCUUUUGAGAACAAGCGUGUGUGUGAAAGGAUGGAGGGACCAUUGCAAACCCUCUCCACCAGAUGAUUUGUUUUCUCAAGAAACAGCUGAACACAUGUAGAAUAGUUUUUCCAGACCUGGAAAACUGGUUAGGACUUUGAACCAGUAUAUUAAUGGCUACGGUGGACAAGUUAUAGUAUAUAAAAUGCCAAAGUGUAUGAAAUACAUCCCCCCUCCCCUUUCAAUAUACAGUGUAUAUUUCAAUUUGUUCAUUUUGCAAAAUUGCAUAGGUUUCCCUGUAACAUGAAAAUAUAUGACAAAUUAAAAUCUUGACUAAUUUCAUUGAAAAA
This is a messenger RNA of Electrophorus electricus (electric eel), 4033 nucleotides long. The record is from RefSeq and is a predicted model, not a curated record. Lineage: Eukaryota; Metazoa; Chordata; Actinopteri; Gymnotiformes; Gymnotidae.